AUGGGAACAGUGUUAAGUGGUGUAACUUUAAACGAAUCAAAUGGUACUAUAGAAACAGCAGAACUAACGCAACUUUUCUACUUUCUGAAGCAAGAAUCGCAUAUUGUUCGCCGCUACUCAACCGCUUUCUCAUAUGCUGUUGAAUAUUACUUAUUGCAUGUUUACAAAAGUGAUAUUAUCUCAUUUUCAUUCUCACAUUAUCACUCAUUACAGGAUGGUUUAGCUGAGAAUACAAAAGAUUUCACUUGGAAUUUCCUUACCAGCUUCUCGUUACUUUCAAUUUAUGCCACCAUAUUUUCAUACGUGCUUAAGAAACAACCAAGAACAGGAAUUGACUGGAUUCGCAGCAAGCCAUAUGUUGCAUGUGCAGGUCUUAUCACAACAUUACUGGCGAUAUGUAGUGGUUUUGGUCUUGCGUUGAUAGUAGGCAUACCUUACAAUGUAAUCAACACAAUUAUACCAUUCCUUAUUAUCGCAGUUGGAGUGGAUGACAUGUUUGUAAUGAAUGCUUGUUGGAAUCAAACGAGUCAGACAGAUACUGUAUCAAAAAGAAUGCAUGAUAUGAUGGGUCAUGCUGGGGUUACCAUAUCGAUCACAAAUAUCACCGAUAUAUUAUCGUUUGCUGUUGGUUGUAUUAGCGAACUACCGGGCAUUCAGCUCUUCUGUAGCUAUGCAUGUAUUACAUUCAUCUUUUGUUAUUUGUAUCAAUUCACAUUUUUCAUGGCAUUUUUUGCCAUAAUGGGUGAUGCCGAAAAGAAUCAACGUCAUUGUCUGCUUUUCUAUAAAGUUAGCGAACAAUAUGCAAAAAAAGAAAUUAUUAACUGUACUCGAUUUUGUAAUUCAAGGAAUGGCCACAAAGAUAAUUUGCGAUAUACGUCAGCUAACAGCGGAUCUGAUGCAUCAUAUUGCUCUUGUAUCAGCACUCAGUCAGAUGAUACCUUUUUGAAAACUUCCAUUAAAGCUUUUAAUUUGAUCGCUGUUGCCGAUGACCUAUGCAAGCAAAAAUCAGCAGAAAUGGUUGAUGUUGAUAACAAUUUUAUUACCAAAGGAUUUUGUAUCGCAACGGUACCUCAUUUGAAAACUCAUCCGAUCGGAAAGAAAGAAAAUACGUGUACACAGUAUUUCUUUGGUCAUAUUUAUGCUCAGUUUAUAUUACGUAAAGAAUGUGCUAUUUUAACUUUCAUCUUCUACUGCAUGUAUAUUACUGUUGCUGUGGUCGGAUGUUUAAAUUAUUCGGAAGGAUUGGAACCUGAAAAUUUGGUUACAAACGACCACUAUAGUUCUCAUUAUUUCUCAGAUUUGAAAAAUUUCUGGGUACGAGGUACUCAGCUUCAUGUUGCCGUCCUACAUCCUCCAAAUUUUACUGAUCCUAUUCAGAGAGAAAAAAUGAUGGCUAUAGUACGAGCAUUUGAAAAUACGGAAUAUACAUUAGGUAGAGAUGGGACAAUUUUUUUCUUUCUCGAAUAUUUAAAUUAUCUUGAUGAAGUAAACGCCGAACUGGAAAAUACGGAACGAAUUUGGAAUACAAAAUUGCUAAGUUGGUUGAAAUAUACUGGCGGAAGUAAUCAGUGGGCAGCAGAUAUUCACUAUAAUGAGAACGGCACUUUUCAAGCAUUUCGGUUUCAGAUAGCAAUGCAGAACACUGUGGGUGUAAACCAACACAAAAAUGCCGCCCAGAAAUUGCGUGAAAUAGCUGAUCGGCAGCCAUUUAAAAUCGAAGUAUUUCAUGAAACGUUUCCAUUUGCUGACCAAUACAUUAUUAUUGUCCCAGCGACGGUUCGAAGUAUCAUUAUAUCACUAAUUUGUAUGGCUACAGUUGCUGUCACAUUAAUACCUAGUUUGCCUUCCUGUGCUCUAAUAAUCGUUUCCAUAAUAUCAAUUAAUGCGGGUAUAUUUGGCUAUAUGACAUUUUGGGGUGUUAAUUUGGAUGCUGUAUCAAUGAUUUCCAUCAUUAUGAGUAUUGGUUUCGCUGUUGAUUUAUCAUCUCAUAUUACAUAUGCAUUUGUUACGGCAACUGGCUCAUCAAAAGAACGUGUUAUUCAUGCGCUGGAAUCACUCGGAUGGCCUAUUUUUCAGGGUGCAGCAUCAACAAUCACUGGAGUAACAGUACUCUAUACGGUCAACGCAUACAUCAUUUUAACAUUUUUCAAGACAAUUUGGCUUACAAUGGUCAUUGGAUUAUUACAUGGACUACUGUUUAUCCCAAUUACUCUUACUUUUUUUCCUUUGUCGUCACCUUUCUCAUUUACUAAUAAGUCAUAG
Molecule: messenger RNA, 2262 nt
Organism: Cercopithifilaria johnstoni
Lineage: Eukaryota; Metazoa; Nematoda; Chromadorea; Rhabditida; Onchocercidae
Source: the annotation of a GenBank genome assembly